Molecule: messenger RNA, 807 nt
Organism: Lathyrus oleraceus (garden pea)
Lineage: Eukaryota; Viridiplantae; Streptophyta; Magnoliopsida; Fabales; Fabaceae
Exons: 2
Coding region: 1-807 (268 amino acids)
Molecular function (GO): RNA-DNA hybrid ribonuclease activity; nucleic acid binding
Source: RefSeq, a predicted model, not a curated record
AUGCGUUUUGAAUUCCCCGAUGAGGACAUCAUCUUGAUUAGGGAUUGCAACAUCCCUGGACCCGAGGAAGGACCCGAGCCUGGAUACCGACGGAACUUGGUGUUCGAUGGAGCUUCUAAUGCUCACGGCAAUGGAGUUUGGGAAGUAAUCACUUCUCUAACUAAUUUCCACCUCCCCUUCACCGCCAGGUUAUGUUUUGAAUGUACAAAUAAUAUGGCCAAAUACGAGGCUUGUAUCUUUGGUAUUGAAGCUGCUAUCGAUCCUAGGAUCAAAAUCCUGGAAGUCUAUGGAGAUUCUGUCUUGGUAAUCAACCAAGCCAAAGGAGAUUGGGAUACUAGAGAUCAUAAUCUCAUUCUUUACAAAAAGCAUGUCUUGAAACUAGUCCCCUACUUCGAUGAGAUUACAUUCCACCACAUCCCUCGAGAAGAGAAUCAGCUAGCCGACGCCUUGGAAACUUUGGCGUCCAUGUUUAAAGUUAAGUGGAAGAACGAAGCACCAUCAUUUCACCUCAACUACUUGGACGAACCUGCUUACUUCCUAGAAGCAGGAGACGAAGCUGACUGUCGUCCUUGGUUCUCUGACAUCAUGAAAUUCUUAGAGAACCAAGAGUACCUUGUGGACGCGUCCAUCACCGAUAAGAAGUAUAUUCGGAAACUAUCAUCCAAGUUCUUCUUAAGUGGAUGGCAAGAAGAAAACCAGAUUAUAAGGGAAAUUCACGAAGGAUCCUUUGGGGACGCAUGCCAGUGGGAACACUAUGGUAAAGAAAAUCUUAAGGGUCGGCUACUAUUGGAUGACUAUGGAGGUUGA